AUGAAAACUUUGAGAAAAAUGAGAGAAAAUUCUGAGACAAUGAAAACUUUGAGAAAUACUAUCGACCCUUUUGAUUUAACAGAUCGGCAAUUUGUAAAAGUCUUUCGCUUAUCGAAAGAUGCAGUGCGCUAUUUAUGUGAUGUUCUUCAAUGUUCCUUGCAGCGUAGAAGAAAAGGAUUAAGUGUGGAAACUCAAAUUUUUACCGCAUUACGGUUUUUUGCUACCGGUUCAUAUCAAAAAGCUGUUGGAAAUGAUUAUUUAGUAUCAGUGUCACAAUCUGCUGUCAGUCGGGCAAUAAAAGCAGUUGCAGUUAGUAUUACUCAAUUAUUUGCUCACGAAUGGAUUAAGUUUCCAAGAACGGAGGAAAAACGAACAGCUUUAAAAAGAAGAUUCCAAGAAGAAAGAAAUUUUAAAGGAGUUAUAGGUUGUAUCGAUUGUACCCACAUUGCUAUAGUAAGACCGAAAAAUCACGAGGAAGCAUAUGCAAAUCACAAGGGCUUUCAUUCCAUUAAUGUGCAAGCAAUAUCCUCGCAUGAUUUAGAAAUCUUAAGUAUAAAUGCCAGAUUUCCGGGAACUGUGCAUGAUAGUUUUAUAUGGAGACAUUCUGCCGUGAGAAAUGAAAUGAUACAUUUGUAUGAAUCUGGAGAUCGAACAACGUGGCUUUUGGGUCAGUAUUGUGAUUAGCAUUGUGUUUGG
Molecule: messenger RNA, 696 nt
Organism: Temnothorax curvispinosus
Lineage: Eukaryota; Metazoa; Arthropoda; Insecta; Hymenoptera; Formicidae
Product: putative nuclease HARBI1
Exons: 4
Coding region: 1-684 (227 amino acids)
Source: RefSeq, a predicted model, not a curated record